ACCUGGGCAGUCAAGUGAAUCCAGGUAUCACUUAUCAUUUCUUGAAUCUCGAGGUGUCCUUUCCACCUCUCAUAUUCAUAUUUGCGGUCGAAUCUGCAUAACUAGAACUCUUUUCUACAUAUUAUCAUCUCUUAUUGAAAACUCUAAUACUACACGAAAUCCUAGAAUAUUCUCAAGUACCACAUCCUAUUAGCAUUUUCGAACCUGGAAGAAUGACAUUACCUUCAGAUUAUUAUGCCGUUCUUGGCGUACCAUCCACUGCAACCCAGCAACAGAUCCGCAAUGCCUACAAAAAAGCAGCUUUAAAAACCCACCCCGAUCGGGUCGCCUCUGACUCCCCCGAACGUGCGGAAAGAACCCGUAAAUUUCAACAAAUCAACGACGCAUACUAUACCCUUUCUGAACCCACUCGUCGUCGCGAUUACGACGCUGCCCGUACAUAUCAUGGAUUUGGCUCUGGGGCCUCCACAGCCUCUACAUCUAUGGAUGACGAUGAAGAAAUUCCCGAUCCAUCUGCUGGACCCGGUGGAUUCCCAUGGUCUAGUUUUGGCUUCUCGUCAAAGGCGAAGAAUCCAGAGGAGGAAGAGAAGUUUCAAGACGCACAAUUUGGAGAUGUAUUUGAGGAGAUGUUGAGAGAAGAGGGAAUGGCAGAGAAUAAUAAUUCACCUACCGGGAAGUUCUGGAGUAUGGUGGGUGGAUUGAGUGGAGGAGCUAUGGGAUUUAUUGUUGCGAAUUUCCCGGGAAUGUUGGCUGGAGCUGUGGCAGGAAAUAGGUUGGGUGCUGUGAGAGACGCUAGGGGGAAAAGCGUUUAUUCUGUUUUCCAGGAACUUCCUCAAGGUGAUAAAGCAAGAUUAUUAAGUCAGCUCGCCGCAAAGGUUUUCAGUCAUGCUGUGGGUUCAUAAAUUACGAUUUGAUACGAAUUUGAAGAAUUAUCUUUUGCGUUAAACUUAUUGAUAAUGGAGCUGGCGUUAGAGGACUACAGGGUUAGGUUAUUGAGGGUAUUGGGUACAGUUGAUAAAAUACAGCAAGCGAAUAGGAGAUUUAUACGAUGGUCGGGUAGCGUGGAUAGGUCAAAUGAUGUAUGCAGAUUUCCAAUACAGCAGCGUAAGGAGCUAAAUUUCUGUAUCCGUGAGGUAAAUCAGGUGAUGUGUGAAGGGGCUGCAUUACUAACGGAGAAGAAGUUAGACAGAUAAAACAAAUAGAUCGUCGGGAGUAAUCUUUGAAGAUGCAUGUAUUCGUGCUCGCCUUCAAUUAAUAGGCAAUGGAAGCUUGAUACCGGGCAUCGCUUGUAGAACUCAUUAAGCUCACCAAAAGCAUUUGGCUUGAGUCUAUGGAGACAAAUAGAGUUAAUCCUACUAUGUAGCCGAACUCACUUAUUGAUUCCCCUCAUCUAAUCACAUCAUGAA
This is a messenger RNA of Botrytis sinoallii, 1406 nucleotides long. RefSeq lists its product as uncharacterized. The record is from RefSeq and is a predicted model, not a curated record. The transcript has 4 exons. Bases 213 to 902 code for a protein of 229 amino acids. NCBI's taxonomy places the organism in Eukaryota, Fungi, Ascomycota, Leotiomycetes, Helotiales, Sclerotiniaceae.